Molecule: messenger RNA, 2209 nt
Organism: Trichophyton rubrum CBS 118892
Lineage: Eukaryota; Fungi; Ascomycota; Eurotiomycetes; Onygenales; Arthrodermataceae
Exons: 1
Coding region: 255-2189 (644 amino acids)
Biological process (GO): post-Golgi vesicle-mediated transport; phospholipid translocation; intracellular protein transport
Cellular component (GO): plasma membrane
Molecular function (GO): ATPase-coupled intramembrane lipid carrier activity
Source: RefSeq, a predicted model, not a curated record
GUUUUUCCCGAAUAGCGAGUCGUCGAUAUAGGGAUCGGGCGUCAGAUUCCGUGAAACUUGCCCGUUUUUCAUAAGACAUACACAACCAAGGGCGUGACCGUUCAUCCUCUAAGCCAUACAGGUCUUGUUGAAGACGGAGCGCCCAUAUAUAACAUAAUUCUGGGUAGAGAGGUGGAGCAGCAGCCUUGGGUCGAGAACAACAUCCAGGUCCCUUUAUACGUCAUACAGGCUGGUCUCCGCUACGAUAGUCGAAUAUGGGCGAAGGGCUAGAGUCAAGCGGGCGGGGAAAUCAGAAUACAGUGGAAUAUGAAAGUAUAGCUCUGCAGCCUACUAGUGAACAACAGCAGCAGGAGCAGGAGAUCCCUCAAAAUAUGCAUGAUCUUGACCAGCGAAGACACUCCCUGAAUCGAGUACGGUUUUCGUCUGAUAUCAACCGCGCCGCCGAACAAACGGUACCGACUUCGAGAGCCGCCGAGUCAGACUCCAACGAGACCUCUCUAACAACGACGCCCGUUUCGGCUUCACCAGGAGUGCUUACUGCUGGGCGCAACCGAGGGUACUCCCUUCGUCGAGUCCUCUUCAACCGGAAUCUCUUAACGCAACAACAACAACCAGAAGAGCCAGAUCUAGAACGAAAUGAAGCUUCUACAAAUGAACAGAGCGACAAGGAGACCAUUGACAGUGGUACAUUUCCGAAGGUCGCUACGGAAAAAUAUUCUGUUUUACCACAGCAUUCAGACUUUCUGAAAUCUACGACCUCCUUCCUGACAGCAAAGCCGCGACAGACGUUUUCCAUUACCCAUACGAUAAACAGCUGGCUCGCAUUUCUACUCUCCCUAUUCAAAACGCACAUCCUGCGUAUCAAGGAUAUCCCUCCGAGUGCUGACGGGCGACAUGUUGACCUUGAUGCCUAUAACACUAAACCCCGGACCGAUGAGCGAACCGGCAAGCACUAUGUAUCAAAUACAAUUCGCUCGAGCAGAUACAGCCUAUGGAGUUUUCUCCCUCGUCAGUUAAUCGCGCAAUUCUCAAAACUCGCAAACUUUUACUUUUUAUGUGUUUCCAUUCUGCAAAUGAUACCCGGGCUGAGUACCACCGGUACUUUCACCACUUUAGCGCCAUUACUUAUCUUUGUGGGGAUAUCCAUAAGCAAAGAAGGAUACGAUGAUGUCCGUCGAUACAGACUUGAUAAGGAAGAGAAUAAUCGAAUUGCAUCUGUACUGUGCCCGUCUGAGGAGGCGCAAGAUGGAUCAUAUGAAUCAUUACCAAUGACAGCUGGCGAUAUGAGCUCAAAGGCCACAGAUCACCCACAACCGUGGAUAAAUGUCAAAUGGGUCGAUAUAAAAGUUGGUGACAUCAUAAAACUUGAACGCGACCAGGCCGUGCCAGCGGAUAUCGUCCUACUAUACGCUGAUGAUCCCAACGGGAUAGCAUAUAUCGAAACCAUGGCAUUGGAUGGCGAGACAAACCUCAAGAGCAAAAAGCCAUGUUCUCUCGUUGCUAAAACAUUCAACUCAACGGAUGAUAUCAUCAAUGAUAGAUCUACACACUUUGUUCUGGAGGAUCCAAACAUGGACCUCUAUAAGUUUGAAGGCAAUGUCACCGUCGGAGACGAAACCGCGCCCCUGACGAACAACGAGGUAGUUUACCGCGGUAGCAUUCUCCGAAAUACCCAUGAAGCAAUCGGAAUGGUAAUAUAUACUGGAGAAGAGUGCAAGAUUCGUAUGAAUGCUACCAAGAACCCUCGCAUCAAGGCCCCAGCAAUUCAGAGUGUUGUCAACCGAGUCGUGGUCCUUAUUGUCAUUCUGGUUCUUUCACUUGCUGGUGCAUGCACAAUUGCAUAUAAAUACUGGUCACGCAGUACGGAACGCAUGUCUUGGUAUCUUGAGCAAGCAAAUGUUUCUUUUGGCCCGAUAUUUUCCUCUUUUUUGAUUAUGCUGAACACAAUGAUUCCAAUAUCGCUGUAUGUGACUUUGGAAAUCGUCAAAGUCGCCCAGAUGUUCCUACUAAAUGAUGUCGACAUGUAUGACAAGACAUCAAACACUCCAAUGGAGGCCAGGACUUCGGCCAUCAAUGAAGAACUUGGGCAGAUCAGGUAUAUCUAUCUUUUCUUAUUUUACCUCGCUUCUUGUAGUAAGGACGUGCUAACAGGCUUAGCUAUGUAUUUUCGGACAAAACCGGCACCCUGACUGACAAUUCGAUGCGAUUC